Pyricularia oryzae 70-15 is the source of this 4135-nucleotide messenger RNA. RefSeq names its product CAMK/CAMKL/AMPK protein kinase. The record is from RefSeq and is a predicted model, not a curated record. The coding region runs from base 907 to 3318 and encodes 803 amino acids. The transcript has 4 exons. Gene Ontology annotation, molecular function: ATP binding; protein serine/threonine kinase activity. Gene Ontology annotation, cellular component: cytoplasm. Gene Ontology annotation, biological process: protein phosphorylation; intracellular signal transduction. NCBI's taxonomy places the organism in Eukaryota, Fungi, Ascomycota, Sordariomycetes, Magnaporthales, Pyriculariaceae.
UGAAAAUAUGCCCCACGGAUGGACCAAGGUUUACGGCGAUUGAAACAUGAUUUCACCUGGGGCUGAAGAUGUUCUAGCUGGAAUGCUUAUAAUGUAUACACUCAGCCGCAACGUCGUCCAAACUAGGCUUUUAAAUCAGAAAAUUUGCAGCUUGAAUGGCAUUAUGGACGGAAAUGGUCAUUACUUAACGGUGUGCCCAAAGACUGCCUUGGAGGCUGCAAACCAGCUUGCAGCAAAAAAAAAAAAAAAAAAAAAAAACGAUGGUCCAAUCCCUUGUCAAUCGCCCACUCCCUGGUCGGGUCUCGUUGGUUGAGAUUGGUGCGUGCAUGUGAUUGAUGCCAGAGCCGCACUGCUGCAUCCCACCUAAACCCAGCCGUUGACUUGUUCGAGCAGAUUGUUUAUUGUUCUGUCAAUCGAAUCAAUUCCGUUUCCAAUCGAUUGAUCUCGAGACUCAUUUGACUGGGAUUACUUCUCCAAAUCUGCCGAUACAGCGAACGGCAAAAAUUAAAACCCCAUAUUCUAGGAACAGCUGAGCUAGAACACCUGAGCCGGAACAGCUGACUGUUGGCGACCCAAUCACCUUCCCGGUAGGUUGGGUGUGGUUGCACGUUGAAUGUUGUACCACGGCCAAACCCACCAAGCCCAUCCCAGCCUUUAAACCUACGCGUGCGGCAAAAAAGAUCGGAUCCAUUGAUCAGUCCAACGUUAAAGCGCAUCAUCCCUACCCGUCUGUGCCUUAUCUAGCCUUAGCACGAGCACGAGCCUGAACUUGAACCCGACCUCUGACCCCUCCACCCACCCACCCCCACACUGGCUUGACGCGGCGAACCCGGCGGCCCCCCUCGACCCGAUACAAAGCGAGUAAUUAUUUGUUUCCCGUCGCUGCCUUUCACACUGUCAACACCCAUGGCCCACUGCCAGGACCGAGGCAGCAAUUCGCGGCGUGGAAGUUUGGCCCACGGAACCUUUGAGGACGAGGAGCUGUCGUUAUCCUUGACUGCCAUCGACCCUCGGAACACGGCCGCGACCACGACAAGGACGACCCCGACCCAGCAUCGACGCGACGACAGCAACGGCCGGCCUCGACCCAAGCAUAGUCACAGCCACAGCCGCCGCCAUUCGCAACACGCACAACAUCAAAAUCAGCACCAGAAUCAGGAUCAGAAUCAGCAAUCCCCUCCAUCCGCCAUGCCACCCACUGUCCACCGCGGCGGCGGCGGCGGCGGCCCCAAUGCCAUGCCUGCGGAUGGAAGCACCAGUAGCAAGAUACGAGUCGACCAGCGCAUCAGCGCCUACGAGAUCAGCAAAACCCUAGGUGAAGGUUCGUUCGGCAAGGUCAAGUUGGCCGUACACAAGGGAACAAAGCAAAUGGUCGCGCUCAAGAUCAUCUCGCGCAAACGCCUCGCUAGUACCGACAUGGCCGGUCGCGUCGAGAGAGAAAUUGAGUACCUGCAGCUUCUCCGCCACCCCCACAUCAUCAAACUCUACACCGUUAUCAAGACCGACAACGAGAUCAUAAUGGUCCUCGAAUAUGCCGGCGGGGAGCUCUUCGACCAUAUAGUCACCAACGGCCGUCUGAGCGAGGAUGAAGCCCGGCGCUUUUUCCAGCAAAUGUUGUGCGCUGUCGAGUACUGUCACAGGCACAAGAUUGUCCACCGUGAUCUCAAGCCUGAAAACCUGCUGCUGGAUGAUAAUCUCAACGUCAAGAUUGCCGAUUUUGGUCUCAGUAAUAUCAUGACGGAUGGAAACUUUCUCAAGACGAGUUGCGGAAGCCCAAACUAUGCUGCGCCUGAAGUUAUUAGCGGAAAGCUGUACGCGGGAUCUGAGGUGGACGUCUGGAGCUGUGGUGUCAUCCUGUAUGUCCUGCUGGUUGGCAGGCUACCUUUCGACGAUGACCAUAUUCCCACGCUCUUCUCCAAGAUCGCCAGGGGAACAUACGUUGUGCCCCACUGGAUGAGUCCAGGUGCUGCCGCGUUGAUCAAGAAGAUGCUUGUGGUAAACCCCGUCAACCGUGCCACCAUCACCGAGAUACGGCAGGACCCCUGGUUCACAACCGAACUACCAGAGUACCUACAGCCGCCCAUAGAGCCAUUCUUCAAUACGGGCAUAGAUCCAGAGAAGGCGAUUCGGCCCAGCGACAUCGCGCCAAAUGCUCCUCCAAAGGUCCAGGAAAAGCUUCACGCCGAAGUCACUGACAAAAUUUCAAAGACCAUGGGUUACGGCAAGCAGGACGUUCUCGACGCUCUGGAAGCCGAAGAGCCUUCCGCUAUCAAGGAUGCGUACAUGAUUGUGCGCGAGAACAAGAUGAUGCAGAGUAAUCCGGCCCUUGGGGGAGACAACCCGUUCUUUGCUACUACGCCUCUGGGUGAUGAAAAUGGAUCCACCGGUAUCAUGGAGACCAUGGAUUCAGCCAUGUCAGCUUCUGGCCACGACCCUAAUGCAAGCCCCAUGACGAGCAUGUCCGUCAGAUCGGCCACGUCUAGCACUCUCAGCGCCGCCCUGGCAUAUCAACGGCCAUAUACGAGCAAGAUUGGUAUCCUCCCCAGCAGCUUACCAGCGUACCAUAACGCGUAUAUGGAGAGCGAGAAGUCGGGCACGGCUCAAGAUGUGCCUGAUAUGAUGGCACUGAAUGAGCCGCCAGCACCAGCUAGGACUCCAGCAGAACAGGAGGAGACUGCGAGGAGACUGCGGCCGCACGCGCGUAGUAGCCAGAGCGCCGCUGAUUCCAAACCCCAAAGUUUGACUCCCUCAAACGCCCCCAAGAAAACCAAACCCACCAGAUGGCAAUUUGGUAUUCGCUCACGAAACGCACCAUUCGAGGCUUUGUUGUGUAUCUACAAGGCUCUCAAGAAGCUUGACUGCUCCUGGAAAAUUGAUCGAGACUAUCACAAGGUGCAUGGCGAUGAGAACGAAAAACAUCGCUCAAGAGGCGACGCAGGAACACCUUAUAUAUUACCGGCAGAUCCAUGGCAUAUCGAAGCACGAUGGGAGACUGGUCCUCUCCGAACCCACUCGGUAAUGACGGAUCCAAAGAACUCAGCCGCGUUCCCAGGCGGCAAAGUGAGGGUUCAGAAAAAGCACAGCAACAACAGCUCGGAAGACGAUGACGAGGAAGCAAACGCCACCUACGAGGUGAUCGCCAUGCGACUUUCCAUACAGAUCUACGAAAUGGAGAGUGGCGUGUACCUGGUAGACUUCAAGUGCGCAGGCUACGAAUUGCCUGAUGGUAGGCUGAUGGAGGAAAAGGAUGUGACCAGUCCAUUCCCCUUCCUGGACCUGGCGGCCCGGCUCAUUAUACAGCUUGCCGAUGCUGACUAGGAGAGCAUCGUCUGCCGUUUUCGACGCCGUCGCCAGUUUUUCGCCGAUCUUAAAAGUCGUCCCAAGGUCUCGAGGAGAUGGUCCUAUUGACCAUAUCUGUGUCAUGCUGGCCUCCAAAUAUUUGGAAGUAUCAGGGAUGAACACCUCAUGACUAUGUCGACUCGGAAAAGAUCUGCCAUCAGUCCAGGGGGGAAAGUUUGAGAGUUGAGCUGGUUUUCUUUUUCAGAAAACCAUAAACACCCUCAACAAGUCAGCCGCCAACAUUUUUACUUCUAGCAUCAGUAUUUCCAUAUGUUUUAUCUUGCUGCAUCUUAGCGUUCAAGAGAGCCGGUGCCUUUGCAUUUACAGAAUACAUCGGGGACCUGCUCCUAUUUGCAUUUGUAUUUUGCGAGGCACCAGGUUUGUACAAUCUCACUUUGGUAGGCCAGCUCAGAACGGCAGGCUGUGGUUAUGAUUGGAAGAAAAAAUUUCAUUGGAGUCCAAACUCGAGGAACCCCAUGAUUUGAAUGGUUUUGAUGUAGGGGUAUUUGACACAGAACAUCGUCGGAGGGGCAUCCUCGAUAUGAUUGAUGACUGGACGGAUGGAAACGGUCAAAUGGCAGUCGGGGCAAUGUGAACCCAGGUCAAUGCGAUCGCAUCGACGCCUGCAGUAUACUUAUCACUUGAGCUUGCUUUUUCGCUGCGCUGUGGGUAGAUUUGCCAGGUAUUUUCAUGCCUGCAUAGAACGAAUAUGUCAUGUCAUUCUUUGUCCUAAGGUGUGACGAGGAAUGAAGACUUGUAUAAAAAAAACAAAUAAAAAAAACCCUUGAUCUUUUGG